This is a messenger RNA of Phalaenopsis equestris, 1461 nucleotides long. RefSeq names its product transcription factor bHLH57-like. The record is from RefSeq and is a predicted model, not a curated record. NCBI's taxonomy places the organism in Eukaryota, Viridiplantae, Streptophyta, Magnoliopsida, Asparagales, Orchidaceae. Bases 377 to 1168 code for a protein of 263 amino acids. The transcript is spliced from 4 exons. Gene Ontology annotation, biological process: regulation of transcription by RNA polymerase II. Gene Ontology annotation, molecular function: DNA-binding transcription factor activity, RNA polymerase II-specific; protein dimerization activity; RNA polymerase II cis-regulatory region sequence-specific DNA binding.
UCUCUCUCUCUCUCUCUCGCUCUCGCUCUUCAAUGUUACUGUAUUUUGAUGCUCUGCUUUGCAAUAUAAAUGCUUAACAUGUAUGAUCACGUCGCUUCUUUCUCCAACAUCCAGUCUCUUUCUAUAGCAUUAGGAUACUAAAAGACAUUGUAUUUGUGGGUGCAAGUUUUUUCAGUCGGUAAAAAAUUUUAAUAAGAAAAAAGAAAAAAAAAAGAAUGCUCUCAAACAUGCUAUUUACUGGAUUGGUGUAGGAGUAAAUCAGAAGGGUAUUAUUCAUGAAAUUUCGAAGACCAAGCUAAAGGAAUUUACUUGGCUUUCAGUCAAAGCAAGUGGAGAAGUCAGAGAUACUCAUGCUGAUGUUGCUGCUACUCUGCUAAUGGAGAGCCUUCACAGACACAUUAAUUCUUUCUUUCUGGAAGAGUGUAUGGAAUCGAAGAGGUUGAGCUGCGCGACCACAGCUCUUGAAUCUGUUUUUCAUGGAGGGAAUAGAGAUGGGAAAGAUUCUUCUUUUUUGCCUGCGGCGGUGGAAAGGAAGAAGAGGAAACGGAUGGCGGCAAAGAACGGCUGCUCCGGAAUGGGGGAGGCGGAGAGCCAGAGAAUGACGCAUAUAGUGGUGGAGAGAAACCGGCGUCGGCUUAUGAACGAGCAUCUUGCCGCGCUUCGUUCUCUCAUGCCCUCUUCAUUCGUGCAAAGAGGAGACCAAGCAUCUAUUAUCGGCGGAGCGAUUGAUUUCAUCAAGGAGUUGGAGCAGAUGCUUCUAUCAUUUCAGGCGGAGAAAAGUAGCCGAUCGUCGCCGGCGAGUGUGGAGGAUGGGUGGUCGCCGGCAGCGGCGACGGUGAGCAGUUUUUUUGUGUCGCCGCAGUAUACAGGGUUUUCUUCUAGACUGCAACGAGGGGAUGAGGACCAAGAGUGCGAAGUAGAUGUGGAGGUGACAGCGGUGCAGGGACACGUUAACUUGAAGGUGGCGGGGAGGAGGAGACCGGGGCAGAUAGUGAGGGCCGUAGCCGCCAUGGAAGAGCUUAGGCUUACAGUCCUGCAUCUUAGCAUUACUUCUCUGGAUGCUGUCUCUGUUCUCUAUUCUCUCAACUUAAAGAAGGAGGAAGACUGUAGGCUCGGCUCGGCUGACGAUAUAGCUUCUGCUGUUCAUCAGAUAUUCAGCACCUGCUAAAUGCAGACGUCAAAAGGGGGAAGAAAUGAACCCAUAAAAUGGACAGAAAUUUAUCCUCUUUUUCUUCAAAAAAGAAAUUUUUUUUUUAUAAAGAAGGAUUAGAUGAGAAUUUUGGAGAGGUGCGGAGAUAGUCGGGGAACGGGUGAAGGUCAGAAGCGGCAGCUUUCUCAGCCUGCGCUAUUGCAGCAGUGCAGGGGGGAUUUUGUACUCGUCCGUUAUUUCUCCUUUUUUAUUAUAUUUUAUUUGAAUGUUUAUAAUGGAAAAAUUUUAUACAUUUUCUUGCAUUUUGUGUA